GCAGAGCACAAAUCGCAUCUCCUGAAAUCGAUUCACGAUAGGCUCAUACGUUUUUGUUUCGUUUUGGACAUAUUUAUUAUUGUUAAAAUUGGAGCAAUGCCAGCAGUGCGCAAGUUCCGCCGAGAGACCAGUGAAAUCAGCUGCUGUCUCAAGUACCUUCUGUUUGCCAGCAAUGUGAUCCUGUGGCUUUCUGCCCUUCUGGUCCUUUCGGUUGGCGUUUGGGCCUGGACUGAGAAGGACAUGUUCCGCAACAUCACCCGGCUGCACUUCAUCGCCCUGGACCCGGCCUUUGUGCUGAUCAUCCUGGGUGGAGUCACCUUCCUACUGGGAUUCAUGGGUAGUAUUGGUGCCUUGCGUGAAAACACUUGUCUUCUGGCGGCGUAUGCAAUCUUUCUGAGUUUCCUGCUUAUCGCUGAGAUCGGCUUUUGUGGGGUGGCCUUCGUGCUCAAGGAUAAGGGAUGGAUCAAGGAUCAGGCCACAGAGGGACUAAAGGCUUUCAUUAGGCAUUAUCGCGAGGAUGCAGACCAGCAGAAUCUCAUUGACUGGAUUCAGGAGGACUGGUUACAGUGCUGCGGUAUUGACGGACCCAAGGACUGGGACAGCAACAACUACUUCAAUUGCUCGUCUAUCGCUAUCGGCAGCAGAGAAGCGUGUGGCGUACCAUUCUCCUGCUGUCGUAGACGUCCUCAUGAGCUUAUCAAAAACAAGCAAUGCGGCUACGAUGUACGCAAGGAGGGAUACCCCGUGGAUAGGAAUAUACAUGAGAGGGGGUGUUUGCGCGCCGGCGAGGAUUGGCUAGAGGCACAUCUCAUUAGUGUGGCGAUUAGCUGCGUGGCUUUGCUAAUCUUGCAGGGCAUGGAGUUAUCCAAAAUAAUCUAUGAAAAAGGCUGUGUUCAAGCUGGUGAAGAAUGGAUGGAACACAAUUUGAUUAUUAUUUCCACCUCUAUUAUUGUUGUGAUGUUUUUUCAGAUCCUUGGCAUUUCCUUUGCUCAGAACCUACGCACUGACAUCUACACUCAAAAGUCAAAGUGGCACUGACAAAUGGCCCUUCCUGCCCCAACAGCAAUUUAGGAAGGACUUAAGACGACGAUGUAUCAGAGGAUUUUCGAGGUAAGAAAAUUCGAAAACCACAUAUGUACGGAACCAGAAUCUUCAACUACUCAUCUACGCUCCAAUUAGUUAACUAAACUGUAAAGUACUCCCUUUUAAGGCCAUUGGUCACUUUUAUCCAGGGACUGCUAUUAACAUAAAAAAGUUUGAAAAAUUGCAGGCUAAAUCGGUUAUCCAUAAAUGUUGAAGUCACAAAAUAGGGGUAACUCUUUUAUAUUCGGAAAUCCAUUUUAUUUUAUUACGUGCAGUUAGACAGAUUUUUUAUUUUAACUUUUAUAAUUUUUUGUUUUGUUUUAAAACUUGUAAAAGUAUUGACCCUGCUUUAAAGGAAAUCUCUACGAAACUAAAAUUUCUGAACAGAAAUUAAAAACGAAUAUUUUCAUGAGCUACAUUUGAGUGGUCAAUUUUAAUUCGUAGGGUUUUCGAUUGAAGUGAGUAGGGCUGAUAUAGCUAUGUAUCUAACUAAAGCAAACACAUUCCGUCUUCGUGGACAUUGACUAAUAUUAACUAGGUUGCCAAAUUUGUUGCUGUUUUUACGCGGCUUCCCUUUGCCUGAACAAAAAAAUGAGAAAAUAAGAGAAAAACAUUUAAAAUAGAUUUUCUAAACUUUUUACAAAGUUAAAGAGGCAUAGGAAAACCAAAAAAUGUAUCUUGAAAUGCUGCUGUGAUAUAUUUUUAAAGAAAUGUAUAGAGAAACCGAAAUUAUUGCAACAAUUUUCAAAAAAUCGAAUGAACAUAAUACGAAUCUCAUUCCUAAACUGAACAAAUACAACCUAGUACGACAUUGUCUUCAAAAUAAUAUGUUUAUGCAUAGUUAUUUUUAUAAGUGAAGAACAACCACCUCUUUGUGUGGGAGUACCAAAAUCACAGAACAAGAAAUGAAAAAAACAAAUCUUGCUAAUUAAUAUUAAUGAGCUUAAACUAAAUUAAUGCACAGAAAUUGUUAGAUUUACAGUAUAUAAAUAUGUAUAUUUUUGCAAUCCGCAAUGCGCAGUAACAAUUGAGUAAAACCUAAGCUACAGUUGGUUUAUUUGCCAAGAAGCGCACAUGAUACAAAAUGCUUUAUAAGACAGAUUUAAAUUCGCUCUUGUACCUUUUUGAAUUUAUAUUGCAAAAAAAUGUAAUAUGCUAAGACUGUACUAUUGCUUAACACAUUUCGCAAACAUUCCUUCCCAAUUAAUAUUCCUAAUUUUGGUUUAAAAAACCCACAACCCAAACUCCUGUCCGCAGGAGUCCUAGAUUAAAUGUAAAAUAGACUUUUUUCCAAAACAUAUAAAACACUGCCCUGAACAGAGUAUUAUUUUGUUCUUCAAAUAUCCGGAAGAAAAAUGAACUGUUGUGUAACUUUACUAAAGUAUUUACAUCUCUUAGUCAGAUUAAACUUUUAUAGCUAACAAUUUAUAUAAAUACACUAAAUAUUUUACAAAUCGACUUUCAAAACCCCUUAAUGGGGUUCUGGCUUUUUAAGAUCUUUCUGAACUCAGUCCUACACGUAUGUAUUCAAAGCUCAAAAACCUUGAAAAAUGUCCUUAUAUAAAAAAACAAGAAAACAAACAUUGAUAAUACUGAAACAUGAUAUUACUGAUACAAAUGGGACGAUGCUCCUCGGUUAGCCGAAAUAAAUAUGCCCUUGCAGUUAAAGUAAAUGUAUUGUUCAUUAGGCAAAAACUACGGAGUAUGUAUCGUCCGAUUCAUAAAUGAUUUAAAAAUUUUAGAUUUCUAGUUUGUCACAUUCAGACAGAUAAAGUCUUCGCCAAUUAAGAAUAUUUAUUUGUACAGUUUUUUCUGAAUUUAAAACAUCUCGCCAAAAUACUCUCUGCAAGGGUACACAAAAAGGGGUAGUAAAUCGAACAAAAUACGAAUAAAAUUGUAAGAAAUAUAAUUAAUAUGGUUAACAAAAUAUUACAAUGGUAACGAAAAAGUCAAUUGAAAAUAAGCUGAAAAUAAGAUCCGAAUCAGUCAAGCAAGCAUCAGCUAAUAUGUAUUAAGACAAACAUAUAUAAAUAUACAGAUAUGAUAAGAGUUAGAAAAUGUAUAAAAAAUCUUAACAAAGGUUGUUGAUACAAGUAUCAAUCAAAACUGCUUCAAAUAAAGAAAUAUCAAAUAACAA
This is a messenger RNA of Drosophila eugracilis, 3220 nucleotides long. It is a transcript of the gene Tsp26A, whose product is annotated as tetraspanin-17. NCBI's taxonomy places the organism in Eukaryota, Metazoa, Arthropoda, Insecta, Diptera, Drosophilidae. Gene Ontology annotation, biological process: protein localization to plasma membrane; protein maturation. Gene Ontology annotation, cellular component: membrane. The transcript has 6 exons. The coding region runs from base 97 to 1038 and encodes 313 amino acids. The record is from RefSeq and is a predicted model, not a curated record.